Messenger RNA from Arabis nemorensis, 915 nucleotides. The record is from the annotation of a GenBank genome assembly. Lineage: Eukaryota; Viridiplantae; Streptophyta; Magnoliopsida; Brassicales; Brassicaceae.
AUGUGCCACACUGCCAGUAUCACUGCAGCGAUGGCUUCCCUUAGCCAAAUCUUCCUUAUUCUGAUGAUUAUGUCUUCUCCUUUCUGUUAUGGCGGAAGUCGAAAGGAAUUGAGAGAUAAAGAAAGUAUAGGUAAAAGUUAUACAGAGUCAAGUUAUGUUUUUGGAUCCAAAUCUGUAGACCCGAGACGUGUUCUUCAGCUUUCAUGGCAACCAAGGAUCUUUCUUUACAGAGGAUUCUUGUCAGAGGAAGAGUGUGAUCAUCUGAUAUCUCUGGUUGACUCAGGGGAUAUUGAUGGAAAGAAACAGCUCUCGAGUUCUGAGUACAUCUUAGAUGUGCCGGAUCCAGUAGUUGCUGGGAUUGAAGAAAGAAUUUCUGCAUGGACUUUCCUUCCAAGAGAAAACAGCGGUCCGAUCAAAGUAAAACGUUACACUUCUGAGAAGUCAGGAAACAAAGUGGAUUAUUUUGGAGAGAAGACUAGCUCGGUAUCGCUUGAAUCUUUGUUAGCAACUGUCAUUCUCUACGUCUCAAACACAACUCAAGGCGGAGAGCUUCUUUUCCCAAAUUCAGAGGUGGAAAACAAAAAGAGUUGGUCUGACUGUUCAGAGACCGGAAACAUCUUAAGACCAGUUAAAGGAAACGCAGUUUUGUUCUUCACCAGGCACCUAAAUGCAUCAGUGGAUCAGACAAGCACUCAUUUUAGAUGCCCUGUUGCGGAAGGGGAACUGUUGGUGGCGACAAAACUGAUGUAUGCAAAGAAACAAGCAAGAAAUGAUGAUGAGAGUAGUGAAUGCAGUGAUGAAGAUGACAACUGUGGGAAAUGGGCUGAGCUUGGGGAGUGUAAGAAGAAUCCUGUCUAUAUGAUUGGUUCACCAGAUUACUUCGGUACAUGUAGAAAGAGUUGCAAGGCUUGUUGA